Messenger RNA from Gossypium raimondii (Peruvian cotton), 900 nucleotides. RefSeq names its product RING-H2 finger protein ATL78. The transcript has a single exon. Gene Ontology annotation, molecular function: transferase activity. The record is from RefSeq and is a predicted model, not a curated record. Gene Ontology annotation, biological process: protein ubiquitination. NCBI's taxonomy places the organism in Eukaryota, Viridiplantae, Streptophyta, Magnoliopsida, Malvales, Malvaceae. Bases 182 to 796 code for a protein of 204 amino acids.
AAAUUUUUAGCAAACAAACACUAAACCCGACGCGAAGGGUGGGCGGAAAAAAUAUUAAUAAUCUUAAAAUAUAAGUCUCUGAGCCACCUUCUAAUUAAUUAUUUACCAUGUAUAUAUAAUCCUUCAAUGGAACCAACUCCUUACAGCCCUCUGAACUAAAAAAACUAGCAGCAAAUUAAAUAUGACAACUUCAAUAACAUCAACCCUUUUCUCCCAAGACUUGUAUCCAAGAAAAUUUCUCCUACAUUCCUCUCUUCACCCUAUAGAAUCCCCUGCAAUUUCCCCAGCUCAACAAAACAAUUCCCCCAUCAAUGACAACUUCCAUUCAAAUGCAACCAUUAUUCUCUUAGUCCUCAUUUGCACCAUCAUUUCCUUUUUGGGGUUGUUUUGUAUGGUCAAGUGUGCAAUUAGAGGCUCAAGUUCUGUUGCUUCUGAAUCUGGUGUAAACCCUUUAGCCAAGUUAGCUAAUAAAGGAGUUGAGAGGAAAGCCUUAAAUUCCUUCCCUACCAUAAAAUACGCGACCGAGUUGAAACUAACCAGCCUAGACACCGCUUGUGCCAUAUGCUUGUCGGAGUUUGCUGCUGAGGAGCGUCUGCGGAUUUUGCCAAAGUGCAACCAUGGAUUUCAUACUCAAUGUAUCGACAAUUGGCUUAGUUCACAUUCUUCAUGCCCUACAUGCAGGCACUGCCUGAUAGAAACAGAUCAAAAGACCGAUAACUGCAGCCCGAUAGGUUCCUUGGAACAGCCUCUGCCGGUGCAAGAAAGCAUCAUCAACGUUAACGUAGAAGAGAACUGAAAUUGUACAUAAAUACAGGGUGGAAACUAAGCCGGUUUUGGUGUAAUGAUUAAUAGAAAUGCCGUCUUAAUUAGAAGUUGAAAAUCAUGACUAAUUUCAUAUCA